GGGUGGUGGUGGUGAGGAGUGAGGGGCAACGGAAGGUGUGUGUGCACCACCAAAGGCUCUGCGAGGCACCGCUGGCUCUGCAAGACCCCGAGGGGCAGGAAGGGCGGGACGAGGGCGUGGCUUUCCGCGGCGACAGAAGCCCCACGUGACCGGCCAGUGCCUAAUCUUGCUUGCACGCCCCGCUUUCGCGUCAGACCCGGCGGUCGCCCCCUCGCCUCUUGGUACCUGCUCCGAGUGGCCCCGAGGGAGCCCGGGCCGGGGACGACCCCUAAGAGGAGGAGAAGCGAGAGGAGCAGGUAAGGGACCCGGAGUGGGGUCCGCAAAGAUGGCGGACCUCUCCUCGGGAGUCCGUUGCCUCGGAGUGGAGACUGCAGCUCCAACGCCACCCCGCCCCCGCCCCGACACCCGGCAUUUGGCCGCGGAAAGCGGUCUGCGAGUCGGAAGUGUUGCGGCGGCACACUUGCAGCAAGAAUCAGGAGGAGCAGGAGACAGAAAGGAUAGGCCCAGGAGCAAUGGCGUCCAAAGAGGAACGAGCAAUAGAAAGUUUCAACAUGGAAGAUGCCCAACAGGAAAACGAAGGAGGGGACCAGGCCCCUUUGAAGACUGGAGAGGAAUCACGCGACUUGGGAGGGGUCAAAGUCCAGAAGUCUGGAGGAAAUAUCAGGCUGGGAUGGGUUAGACGACUUGUCCCUAAUUUUCGGUGGGCUAUACCCAACAGGCAUAUUGAUCACAAUGAAGUGGGAGAUAAUGUAGAAAAGCAUGUGGGGCAGAUGAUGGAAAUCAAAAGAAAGACUAAGAAGCAGCAGAUGAGACAUCAUGUGCCCUAUCAAACUCCUGAACCUGACAAUCAUUAUGAAUUUUGCCUUAUACCUUGAAUGUUAAGAGUUUUCCUGAGGUUAAUAAUAUGGCCUCUGCUCUACAUGCUUGUAGUUUUUGUGAGUUACUUUUUUCUGUAAAUCUUUUGGUGUUUCCACUUACCAGUUUCUAACUGAAUACUAUUUUGUCUCAUUGUAUAACUUUCUGUCAGGAGGGCAAUAUCAUUCAGUUAUAAGAAAAAGUAUUCUUUUCAUAAUAUGAAAUUAAUAAAGCAGUUUUAAAAGCAA
Molecule: messenger RNA, 1103 nt
Organism: Cervus elaphus (red deer)
Lineage: Eukaryota; Metazoa; Chordata; Mammalia; Artiodactyla; Cervidae
Gene: BEX4
Product: brain expressed X-linked 4
Exons: 3
Coding region: 513-875 (120 amino acids)
Cellular component (GO): nucleus; cytoplasm
Source: RefSeq, a predicted model, not a curated record